AUGACUCAUAUGCUUUUGCUGUACUGCUUGGUGUUUCUUUUACCCACGGAAUCCUGCAGGAUACUAUGCCAGGCUGCCAGCAGAAGCAAGGAGAAGGUGUCUGUCAGGCCACAAGGUGUAUGUGAUGGUAUCUGUCUGGACAAUUCCCAUUGCAGUCAGACUUGCCCUCCAGAAACUCAGGGAAGCAUGGGGUUUUCAUGCAGGCAAAAGAAAUGGCAGAAGAUUACUGAGACCUGCCGGACUCUUAGUGAAUUCAACAUCUUUGAGGCAACAGAAAUAUAUAUGGGUCAACCAUUUGGAGGAAAUACGUCAUUCCAUGAAUAUAAUGUAAGGUCUGAGACCAUCACAGAUAUGUUGAUGCGGAAGUGUCCCAAGGAUUUGUCUUGUGUAAUUAGGAACAUUCUGAAGUCUCCCCGGAUCCCAGGAAAUAUCGCUGUCAUUGUGCAGCUCUUACACAACAUAUCCACAGCACUUACAACAGGUGUAGAUGAGGCCAAGAUGCAGAGUUACAGCAUCAUGGCCAACCACAUUCUUAACAGCAAAAGCAUCUCAAACUGGACUUACAUUCCUGACCGAAACAGCAGCUGUGUCCUGCUGCACUCUGUCAAUUCCUUUGCAAGAAAUCUAUUUAUAAAUAAACACCCCAUUGACAUAUCGGAUGUCUUCAUUCAUACGAUGGGCACUACUGUAUCCAGAGAUAUCAAUGAAAAGAAUUUUACUUUUUCAAUGAGAGUGAAUGACACCAACAAUGAAGUCACUGGGAAGGUGCUGAUCAGCAAAGAUGAACUUCGGAGGUUGCCUUCCCCUUCUCAGGUCAUCACUAUUGCAUUUCCAACUCUGGGGGCCAUCUUAGAAGCCAGUCUUUUUGAAAAUGUCACCGUGAAUGGGCUUGUCCUGUCUGUCAUUUUGCCCAAAGAGCUGCAGAGAAUCUCACUGAUUUUUGAAAAGAUCAGCAAGUCAGAGGAGAGGAGGACACAGUGUGUUGGCUGGCACUCCUUAGAGAGCAGAUGGGACCAGCAGGCCUGUAAAAUGAUUCGAGAAGACUCCCAGCAUGCUGUGUGCAAAUGUAGGCCAAGCAAAUUCUUUACCUCCUUCUCAAUCCUUAUGUCACCCCAUGUCUUGGAAAGCCCAGUCCUGACUUAUAUCACGUACAUAGGCCUGGGUAUUUCUAUUUGUAGCUUGAUCCUUUGCUUGUCCAUUGAGGCCUUGGUUUGGACCCAAGUGACAAAGACAGAGAUCUCAUAUUUACGCCACCUGUGUAUCGCUAAUGUGGCGGCCACCUUGCUGAUGGCUGAUGUGUGGUUCAUUGUGGCUUCCUUUCUUAGUGGCCCAGUGACAAAUCACAAUGCAUGUGUGGCGGCGACAUUUUUUGUUCAUUUCUUUUACCUUUCUGUGUUUUUCUGGAUGCUUGCCAAGGCACUCCUUAUCCUCUACGGGAUCCUGAUUGUUUUCCAUACGCUGCCCAAGUCAGUCUUGGUGGCAUGUCUCUUUUCAGUGGGCUACGGGUGUCCUUUGGUCAUUGCUGUUAUCACGGUGGCUGUCACUGAGCCUGGUAAAGGAUAUCUACGCCCUGAAGUUUGUUGGCUGAAUUGGGACAUGACCAAGGCCCUCCUGGCCUUUGUGGUUCCAGCUCUGGCCAUCGUGGUUGUAAACCUGAUCACAGUUACACUGGUGAUUGUCAAGACCCAACGAGCCGCCAUUGGCAGCUCCAUGUUUCAGGAAGUGAGAGCCAUUGUGAGAAUCAGUAAAAAUAUCGCCAUCCUCACCCCACUGCUGGGGCUGACCUGGGGAUUUGGAAUAGCCAUAGUCAUCGACAAUAGUUCCCUGGUCUUCCACAUUAUCUUCUCCUUGCUCAACGCAUUCCAGGGCUUCUUUAUCUUGGUGUUUGGAACAAUUCUGGAUCCAAAGAUACGAGAAGCUUUAAAGGGUCGAGUCACCUCUGCAAAAUGGAUCUCCAGGAUAUCAGAGGUACAGUUUUCACAGUCAUAUUUGCAUAUAAAAGUCUGGCAGGGUAACAGCAAUGUUGGAGCUCUGGCAUAUGGAGCGUUGCUAAAACUAUCACCUUAA
Messenger RNA from Talpa occidentalis (Iberian mole), 2067 nucleotides. Its product is annotated as adhesion G-protein coupled receptor F2. Lineage: Eukaryota; Metazoa; Chordata; Mammalia; Eulipotyphla; Talpidae. Gene Ontology annotation, cellular component: membrane. Bases 1 to 2067 code for a protein of 688 amino acids. The transcript is spliced from 7 exons. Gene Ontology annotation, biological process: cell surface receptor signaling pathway; G protein-coupled receptor signaling pathway. Gene Ontology annotation, molecular function: G protein-coupled receptor activity. The record is from RefSeq and is a predicted model, not a curated record.